AUGGUCCCGAUUGUCAGAAAUGGCAAUAAAAUCACAUGGAAAUUCGAGAAUACUCUUGAUUUUUCUGGAAAUGGAAAAUAUAGUUCGCAAUAUCUGAUGGAUGGUUUAAGAUGGUGAGGAUGUUUUCGGGAAAACUUCGAUUAGAGACAACGGGAUUUUUUGUCUAGAUUCUCUCUGUUUUAUGUUGUCUCUAAUCAAAAUAUUUUGUUUUUCGAUAUUUUCUGACUCUACUCAGGCAAAUCGUCCCACCGGUGUAACACCAAAUCUCCACUAACUCAACACCUUCUCUUCAUUAAUCCCACCGGUGGUCACAAAUUUGAUAAUAGCACCGGUGUACCACCACCUUAACACUCGCUUAACACCGUUUGAACACCGUCUGAACACCAAAAAGAGGUGUUCCACCGGUGUUUUUGUUUAUUUUUCCCACCGGUUUCCCACCGGUGGGCCCACCGGUGGGACGAUUUGCCUGAGUAAUUAAUGAACUAAUUAAUUAAGGUAUAUCAAUGCCAAAGAGAAAACUAUUUCUGGAUUGAAAUAUCUCGAAGUUUCACUCAUCAAUUGGGAUAGAAAAUCGAAUCAAUUUGCCGAAUUUUCCUCAAAAUUCAGAAUUAUCGAUGAAAAUGACAAGGAAUUAUACAACUCGACGUUUUCAAGUUUCCCAGCUUCAGUAAAAUUGUCUGAUUUUACAAGCGACGUUUCGAAACUUGGAAGAUUCACCUUUGAAUGUGAAUUCAAUUAUAAAUUCUACAAUUUUGCGAAAUCUUCUGAUAAUUUUAAUUAUUCUGAUGGAAUUUUCAAGAUUGGAAAAGUUGAAUUUCAUGUUAACAAAGGAGUAAGUUCGCUAGAAAACUUUCAUCAAAGAAUUAUAUAUUUUCAGUAUUUUUCCGCGUUUUCCAAGAUUUUCUUCGAAAAAUUCUACAAAAAUAACGAGAAAACAAUCGAUAUCUGUGACGUGGAAGAUGAGGAUUUUGUUCAAUUAUUGUCAGCGAUCGUUCCAGAUCCAGUUAAAAUUAACUGUAAGUUUCAAAAUAUUUUUGUCCUUCGAAAGAAAAACCUGAAAAUUCCAGCUGAAAAUUAUUCCAUUCUUUAUGAUUUAUCGGAAAAAUUCGAAAUCGAUUCGUUAACCAAAAAAUGUCAGAAAUAUUUCAAGCAUAAUCAAUGUGCUGAAAUCAUUGGAAAAAUAAAGAAUGCCGAGCAAAAUCAAGAGGUAUCCAAGUUUUCUUUCCAAUAUUAUUCAAAACAAUUGUGACUUUCAGCCGAUUUUUCUUCUGGAUGAUGUGAAACGGGCUAAAGAACUUAAAAUUCUUAUGGAAUCCGAAGACUACAAGAAUUUUAAAGAAUCCACCAAGGCUACAUUUGCAAGUGCCGCUUUUAAAUUUCUCUAG
Molecule: messenger RNA, 1385 nt
Organism: Caenorhabditis angaria
Lineage: Eukaryota; Metazoa; Nematoda; Chromadorea; Rhabditida; Rhabditidae
Source: the annotation of a GenBank genome assembly